AGGUGGCGGUAAAAAGGUUUCCGCCCGGAGACGAAAGGCGAAGAAGAAGUAAAAGAAGCAUGGCUGCAGACAUGAGAUUACCAUCUAUUCGAAAAGCAGUGUCUUUAUUAGACUCUGCUUUUGACAGAAAAGAUCUCGUCGUCCCCGGCGAUGUUAUCACUUCAGACACGGGGUUUAUGAGGUAAGUCCAUUAGCCUAAGUGGACUGGUUGUAAUGAAUAUUAGCCACUCAAUGCAGCUAAGGAAGAGCUUGAUUUGAUGCUCGUUGUUGCCUAUCGUUGUGUUUGGCUGUAUUCCUUAUUACCUCUGCACUAUCUUUACACCAUUUAUUUCCAGGGGUCAUGGUACCUAUGUUGAUGAAGAGAAGCUCACAGCAUCUGUUGCUGGAGAGGUGCAGAGAGUAGACAAGCUCAUCUGUGUCAGACCACUUAAGACCAGGUAAGACGGUACAUUUGUUGACUAAAACAUCUGAAAGUUGUUGUAGAAGUUAAAGGAUGAUGAUUUUAUUGUGUGCCAACGAUUUGCAGGUUUAAUGGGGAGGUUGGUGAUGUAAUUGUUGGCAGAAUCACAGAGGUGAGACACUUUUUCUGACUUAUCCACACAUAGGGGAGAGUGGGGUAAGUUGAGCCACCCCCGUUGCUUGGAAACGGUAAAAGAAAUUGAUCAUGUGACCAAAUAUUUAGGAGAUGGGCAUCAAUUCAUGGAGUCUGUGAAGGUUAGAAGCACAUGGGUGGAUGGGUUAGACAUUUAUUUAAAAAAAAAAAAAAAAACAGGGAUACAGCUCAACUAACCCUGCUCCUAUGGUCAACUUACACGGGGUAAGUUGACCAUAGGAGACUACUUUCUUUGGCAUGCUAUAUUAUCAAGACAGUUCUGUUUACACUCAUUCUGUUGGUUUGCAGGGAUGCACAAUAUCUUGAAAUAUAUGCAGAUACACAAGUUAGAGACAAAACUAUGUUUGCCUUGAUGUAGUGAUCCGAAAUAUGAAAAGUGACUCAUCUUACCCCACUCUCCCCUACAUGCUGGCAAAUACAGUACAUUUUAAAGUAGAAUACAGUAGUUCAACAAGCUUUGCCUCCUAUGAUAUGUUUUAUGUGUUUUUCCUGUAGGUACAACAAAAACGAUGGAAGGUGGAGACCAACUCCCGCUUGGACUCUGUGCUUUUAUUGUCUGCUGUCAAUCUGCCUGGAGGAGAACUGGUGAGAUGUUUGAAAAUUUUAAUCAUAUGGAGGAAAAUAAAUAUUGCUGUGCUCUGUAUGCUGGACAAGCUUGUUUUCAAAGUACAGAACAUUGAUAGGUGUGGAAAGGGAAGAUUGUAAAUGAGUGAGUUUAUUUAUUUCUGAAGAUCUUUGGUUUGAUUUUAUCUUUCAGAGGAGACGAUCGGCAGAAGAUGAGCUUACCAUGAGGGAGUAUCUUCAAGAGGGCGACCUUAUCAGUGUAAAUUAUUUUUUCAUGGAUGUUUCUAUUUUCUUGUAUGUAACUCCAAUUCUAAUUCUCUUGUCAUCAUUUUCCUGUGCUUACAGGCCGAGGUACAGUCUGUCUUCUCAGAUGGAGCCCUCUCUCUUCACACCCGUAGUUUGAAGUAUGGGAAAGUAAGUUAAACCAAAGUUCACAUGGAUGUCAUGAGUAUAGGUAUGGGAUAAUCCUAAUAAAAUGGUUGAGCUUGUGCCAGAUCUUAAUGUUUGUAUUUAAGUUCAUAAACUUGAAAUGCUUACAAGAGCCAUAAUACUCUUGAGUUUCAACAGUGGGGUCAGUGGUGUGUGUUGAAACUUCAAGAAAAAAAACAAACACGCUGAAGGGUUGUAGCUACGUAGUUGUGGCUGUUAUUCUAAAUGAUACCACAUAGAAGCAGCAGAAAACACAGUAAAGAACAGUACUGCAGACAAAUCAGGGCUAAAUGAGUGACUACAAUGCAAUCUUUCAUUGUUUAUUGUAAAAAAAAAAGGAACAUUCUAAUUCCUAUAUUGAAAAAAAUAGGCCUACCUGAUUCUGAAGCAUGUGUUGAAGCAGUUCAAUUGAGCUGUCCUUUGCACUAAAUCACAGGCUGCUAAACAUAGUGAUUUUGCUUCUUAAUGUUUCUCAUUACUUUCUUGCAGCACAAAUUCUAGCUUCGGUUUUGUGACUGAAAACUCGUACUAACUGAUCAUCUGACCUCACUGUCUUUUAUUUAUUUCUUCCGUUUUAUCAGCUGGGUCAAGGAGUUCUAGUGCAGCUCUCUCCUUCACUGAUCAAAAGGCAGAAAACACAUUUCCACAAUCUGCCUUGUGGUGCGUCCAUAAUCCUGGGGAAUAACGGCUUUGUGUGGUUAUAUCCAACUCCAGGGCAACAGGAUGAAGAAGCUGGAGGUUUCUACACCAGUCUGGAGGUAGGAACUUCAGCAGCAGAGAGCAGAAUCCUAUAGAUAAAACUAUAAAAGUAUACAUUAUUACACACUGAUGUCUAAGCUAGACAAAUAAUAUCCAUGGCACAGAUAUCUACAAUCCUGAGCUACAAAUGGUAUGAAUCAAAUAUGUAUGUAAAAACCAUACUGGCUCAAAUCUAAAGCAGUCCUUCUUUUUUAAGGCAAAAAAGGCUUUUUUAAAUUCAGAUCAAUAUACUUAUCUCAAAAGAGGACACACUUGGUUUAAAGUCAUUUUGAUCCCCUCCUUUUUAAAUUUCCCAAUGUGUUGUCUUCGUUUAUGUUAAUCUAAUCUGUUGGUCUCAUCAUGGCUCUGUUGUUUCAGCCUGUCAGUCUUGCAGACCGUGAAGUGAUUUCUCGGUUAAGGAACUGUCUUCUGGCUCUGGCCGCACACAAAGUCCUUUUGUACGACACCAGUGUUCUCUACUGCUAUGAGUCUUCAGUUCAGCACCAGGUAUGUAGCAGUGAAACAGAAUUUAUGAACUGUUUCGGAUUAUUGCAGAACUUCACCCACCAUUUCACAAUGUGACGCAAUUCAACUGAAAGAUUUUCUGUAGUGCAUGUGCCAUCUUGUGGUCAAAUUGUAUAACUGCAGAAAUCAUUUCUUAUAGUCCUCAACUGGGACUCUGCUGGUCUAAAAUCAUCUAUCAAAAAUGGUGUAUGUGGAGAACAGAUGAGUUAAUCACUAAUUCUUCACAUCAGUUUUGCAGUCAGCAUGUUAGCUUACAGGAUGACCACAUUGUGUUGGUGCAGUUAAUUAUCUGCAGUAGUUUUCUCUUGAGCUAGUAACCCAACUUAUGACAGCUUAACCUAUAUGUUUUUUUAAAUUACUGGGCCACAACACAUAAGCUGCAACUCUAAGUACACUAAAGUAAGCAUUAUUGCCUAAGACUGUAGCUCUGACAUAGUAUCUUCUAGUCAUUAAAAAAGCAACAAAAUAUGUGAUCUAAAAACAGAAAGUGUUUGUAGAUUUGCUGCUUUAACAAGUCAAAAAUAAAUUUGUGUUAGAGCCAUUUGUGCACUACUAAUAAUUUGACAGAUAAUUAAUAAUUUUUCACAUUUAUCCUGAUUAGAAUUCUGAGAGACUGAACAGUUGUAUAGUUUUACUUUAAAGUUUAAUUGAAGCCGAUUACUACUGCAGCUCUCCUGUUGAAGGAGACAUGUAAUGUGAGACCUAUGGGUUUUUUUGGGUAAUUAGUGCAGCUGUGGGUCUUUGAGAGCACAACAGUUUUUAACCGUGUUUACAUCGGGUCUCGAUUUCGUCAUUAUUAUUUGUAAAAAGUAUUGUUUUUUUAUGCAAAGUAAACCUCCAGGUAAAUUCAAGACAGAAAGAUUGAUAACCAUGGUGUUUUAUUAUGGAAAUACGCAUCAACUACAUGCUCUUGUUUGUCACCUCAGAGGGUCUUCAAUCAUUAGAUAGAGCUGCACUCACAAUUUGCAUAAUCUAUUUCCUUGCUGAUGUUUUCCUCAAGUUUCCAAGUAAAGUAUCUCUAUCUGCCCUGUGCCAUCUCUAUAGGUCAAAGACAUCUUGAAGCCAGAAGUGAUGGAGGAGAUUGUCAUGUUGACUCAACAGAAGCUGCUGGAACAGGAAGGUUAAAGAUCCUUACUGUGACCUUGUAACAAAACUGUAAUCACAUACUGCCGCUUCAAAGGGACCAUGCAUUCACAGACUUAACUGACCUUUUUCAAACCCUCCUUACCAAUAUGAGGAUCAGUUGUAUUGUUAAGAAGUGCAUCUGGGCUUAUGAAACUGGUCGUCAGUGUUCAACUAUCAUUGCGAACAGUCUUCAAAGAUAUGAAGCAUUCUAGAUCUCUAUUGCAGCUGUACCUAAGUUUUGCAUUUGGUAACACGGUGUUCUAGAAAUGUUUUGUAAAAUAAAUUUUCUAUAAUUUUCAGUACUUCUCACUGUUGUGUGUUUUGUCUAAUAUUACAAAAUGUAAUGCCCCACUGUGUUGCUUUGCAAUGUCUCAUGCAUUGAUGUGUGACAUUUUUUGUAGGUCAUUUUCUUAAGAUAAGAAGAACUUUAUUUAUCCUCAAGGGGAAAUUUGACAUUACCUCAGAAAUUUGAAAUAUUCCUUCAAACUGAGAAAAAAAGAGCCUGUCUUUAACUGCUUUAUCUUUUAUUUUUACAUUUGACUCACAAUAUACAGAUUAGAUUUAAAGCUGAUGAAGACCAUGCAAAAUUUUAAUAAAAUGUUGAUGUUUUAAUGGCCACUUUUUGUUUGUCACUUUUCAACAGCUUUUCCCCAACGUUUGAAAAUAAAGUUUUAUUUCACUCAUCACCAUUCCUAUGAAACUGGAGAACUAUACAGGCACAAUUUAUGUAUAUUUUCAAAUAAAACUGAACGGAUCUGGUGCAUUUUACUGGAAGCAGAGGGCCAGGUCUGAAGUAAAACCUGUGGAAUAGAUUUUAAGGUUGCUUUAUUGGUUUUUAAAGCUCUUAAUGGCUUUGGCCCAUCUUCUCUAUCUGAUCUUCUUUUACCUUAUGAGCCAAGUAGAGCCCUCAGGUCUUCAGGAAGUUCUCUGUUAACAUUACCUAAAGUUAAAAACCAAGACAUACGGUAAGGCAUCUUUUUAUUAAUUUGUCCCCCAUCUAUGGAACAGUUUACCUGAAGACCUGAGGACUGCACAUAAUCUUAAUUAUUAAAACCAAACUCAAAACAUACCUUUUUAGUCCUGCUUUUAAUUAAAUUUUAGAUCUUUAACUUUGUUAAACUGGUUUAGCAUUCAUCCCUUUUUAGUUUUAAGGACAGGAUCGUCUUUUAUUGAGCUAUUUUGGUGCUCUCAUUUUAGUAUCUUCUAUUGUUUUUUUUUUGUUUUUUUUAAAUUUCAUUUUAUGUAUUAUUUCUUAAAUUUCAUUCUGUUACUUUGUUUUGAGAUGUUUUAAGAUUUUAACCUAAACCUCCAGUGUUCUUAUCUUGAGUUUUAAACUGAUGUUUCCUCAGUGCGCACAUUCCUGUUUCCAAAAAAUCAUGCCCUUUUUUAAGUUUAUGCAUUUUAAUAUUGUUUCUGUUGUAUUUAGAUCGUGGCUUGGGAAUGAGGGGUUGGGCUGGGGUAGAAUUGGGUAUUCUUAUAAUCUAGGGUUGGGGUAGAUUUGGGUAUUCUUUGUUUUUUUUUUCUUUUUCUUUUUCUGUGUAAAGCACUUUGUAUGAUGGCCAAGAACCGUCACUGCUGCAAAUAAAUAAAAAAUAAAUAAAUAAAUGUUUCCCUGUGUGGUACACAGGGAAACACAAACAAACAU
Molecule: messenger RNA, 5639 nt
Organism: Xyrichtys novacula (pearly razorfish)
Lineage: Eukaryota; Metazoa; Chordata; Actinopteri; Labriformes; Labridae
Source: the annotation of a GenBank genome assembly